UCUUUGCUUAUUCGUAUAAACAGUGGGUGACCGGGUCGGCAGCGCGUAAUUCCACUCGUCUCACAAUAAAUAAAAAAAUCCUAAUUUAAACGUGUUUAUACCCAUAACAUCAUAAUUAAGAAAAUGUCUGAUAUCAAGGCAGAUAGUAAGAACGACAACAAUGUCGAUGAUAUACCCAAGGCAACGGAGGAGAAACCAACGCCAACGAAGAAUAAGCGAGGGGGUUCAAAACGAUUGUCGACGUUGGAGAGAACAGCUCAAGAGGGCGAGGCAAUUAUGAAGGGUCUAGACAAAACAGUCGUUGAGGUGGAGGGAAGGAGACGCACCCGAAGUUCAGCGCGUGGUUUGACCUCCACCACACCAUCUCCAUCGCCACCGAAGAAGGAAAAACGUGAGACAGUGUCGAAAUCAACGACUGGUAGUGGUCCUGGCACCGGUACUGGUCGUGGUCGUGGACGUCCAAAGCGACAAGACAAGAACAACGACAACAACACAGACGAGGAGGCAGCGAAUAACAAAAAUGAGAAGCACGACGACGAGUCGCCGAAGAUGGAGGUGGACGAUGUGAAGGACGACAAGGAUAAGGACGGUGACAAGAGCGACGAUAUUGACAAGGAUCAGUCGGACUCAAAGACACCCGAUACAAAUUCCAAGGAUGAAAAGUCAACGGAAGAGUCGGAAAAUUCAGCGGAAGAAUCAAAAGGAGGCGAUGAUAAGAAGAAGGAGGAGAUCAAGGACAGCUCGGACUCGAGUCAAGAUGCAACUGAUGCCACUGGUAAAACCGAGACUGCAACGGAGUCACAAAAUCCCUCCAAUCCAAUUACUGAUGAGAAAAAGGAAUAACCUUCCUCGCGUUAAUUAUUUCUACCAAUAAUCUAACCGUGUAAGUUUAUUUUCUCAUUUUCAGUUGAAUUAUUAUGAUUGGGGUUUUAUCACGACUCAUAUAUUAUUUCGGAGUGAUUAGAGAUUAUUUUGUUGAUUGGGUUGAGAGUUUAAAAGAAAGUGGGCUGGAUUAUUCGGCGAUUAUCUCGGUAAUUUCACUGUUCUGGGGUAAAUGUCGAGAGGCAUUUUUACCUGGAGUCGUUUAUUCUCGAGAUUGAUGCAUAAUUGACAAAAUAUUUCAUAAUUAACUCUUAAUAUUUCUGAAUGCGUCGGUUUAUUUACGAAUAGUCUCCAAAGUGGUGGAUUUUUAUGGAAAAAUUGACAGUUAUCUGCGGAUUUAUUGAGACAUCACUCUUUGAGACAUUCUGUAAUUGGAGGGAGGGAAAUUCAGCGAGUUUUCAAAGUCCGAGUUGUUGGAGUGAAAUUUAUCGUACAUUGAAGGUUGAUUAUAGCUAAAUACGAGACGAGACGAGAGUAUAAUGAAUUUUCAACGUACGAAAAAUGUCAGAUGCAAUAACCCACGACUUAAAACUCGUGGUGAUGGGUUUUCCUCUUGAUAAUCGACGAUAGAUGAGUGAACAUGUUUUCAAGAAAGUAAAAAAUUAUAAAUAAAUGAUGAAUGUUUGAAAUCUGAGUGACUCCACUUGUCCCCAUGUUCUCCAACCGUGAAAUAUAUUAAAUUUAAUUAUCAGCAGGUACCAGGGCGGCGCACACAUCGGGACACUCUAAAAUUCACGUCCCAACGUCUUUUUAAUUUUUAACAAAAAUAAAUUAUCAACACCCUCAUUUGCUAUUCUCAAUCAUCGAACAAUCAGCGCAUCUGAGUUUCUCCAUAAAAUUUUCCACUUCACUUCGGUAUUGAAUGAAUUUUUUUUGCCACCAAUUUUCUCUCCUCCUGAAUAAAUGAUUUUUUCAAAUCAAAUGAAUUCUAGUGCGCUGUGCUGAUUGUUACGGGAGCAUAAUGAGUACUGCGGUGUUGAUCAUACGUUGUUCAUGUACAUUGAUAAUAUUAUUGUAAAAUAUAUUUAAUAUGGACUCGUAGACGAAUUGUAACGAAAUUGAAAAAAAAAUCAUUGUGAAGUAAUUUAUAAAUAAAUCGAGCAGUAAAAUUUGAUUUGUCGAGGAUUUUUAGAUCAGUAGCUACAUGUAGCUAAAAUAAAUUACAGGAUUAGAGAUGCAAUAGAUCAGUUGAGAGAUAUAAAUUUUAUUUUAUAUUUUUAAAGGUACCAUAUUAAAUAUGUUAAUAUUAUUGUGUAUCUGGACGGUUGUGAGUGUACAGAUAGAUUAUAUCGAUGGAUUAUUCAUAGUAUCCACACUUGAUGAGACACCGACUAUAUGAUUCAGUAAAUUUUCAACAUUUAUUGUAAUAUUGAAAGACAAAACUGUAAUACGGGUGGAAGGAGGUGGAUUGCAAAUGAAAUACGGGGGAUGUAGAUUUGCGUGGAGCCUUGCCCGUUAUUUUAUCAUCUGCAGUGAGUACUUCUUGACAUUUCACGUGAAUCUAGUUAUUCUGGAGGCAUUCGUGAAUUUAAUAUAAAAAUAAUGGAAUGGGGGCUUAUUUUAAACUUAAAUUUAUAAACUUAAAUAUUACGAAACGAUUUUACGAGAAAUUACACUCAAAAUUUUGUGACAUUUUUUUUUUUUAAUAAUUGCUUUCGAUGUAUUUAUCUUUUGAAGUUACGAUUGAUUUCCUGUAAUCACCUACUUCCACCGUUUUUCCAGUAAAAUGAAUUUGUUAUUCGUAGAUCGAUAUCUGGAUCGACAUUACAAAAAACUUGCAUUUCCGUAUUUUGAUAAAGUCGAAUGGCCUCGGGGUAACGGUCUCUCGUUACCUCAAUAACUCGAGCAUCAAAUUGAUCUCUUCAUUAAUGUACGAGGGGUGCAAUAAAAUAGGAUCUCGUACGCAAAUUGCUAAUCAUUUUUUUUUUAUUCUGAAUAAUCCAAUAUUAAAUAAAACACCAUUACUUUGUGUUCGUAAUUCGGAGGGCAGAGAGAGGUUGAUUGAGAGAAACAAGAAAAAAUGCCAAAAGAGAGAUAAAAAGACGAUUUUCUAUCUAGUGAUAAAGAUUUUUUCGAUAACGAACGAUGUAAGCCGAGACUUAAUUAAUGAUUGGUUUGAAGAUCAUAAUCUGUCCAACGGUGUAGAGAGAACAAUGGUAAGUCAGUGUGUCUCGUUCGGUGCGGCUUAGAAUCUAAAAAAAAAAAACAGUAAAAACGAACAAAAAGGAAGAAAAAAUUGAAAAAAAAAAAUUAAAAGAUCCUAGCGUUACACUUUAGAUAAAUAAUAAUAUGAACAUUAUUAAAUAUAUGAUGUUUUCCCAGUGUUCAGUCCCUGGGAAAACGAUAUGUGUAAUAAAAAAAUAUAUUAGCAUUUUAUCAUGAAUAUUACUAUUACUGAAAAAGUGAAAGGGGAAAUAAUUGGUAAUUGAUUGAAUUGAAAAUUAUACGAGAGCGAAAUAUGAGUGAGUCGUGAAUGUAAGGACAUGUAGUUUUUAUACAGCUCUAUCAAUUAUUUUUUCGCAUUUUAAUUUUCGUCGUUUAUCUAUCUCGUUUAAUAAUUUCACUGGAAUGGUAAUUGAGGUUUAAGUAGAGGAAUGAUAAAAUCUACGUAGAGGAAUAAUAAAGCAAUGACUUUUGCAAUCGCUCGUUGUAAUAUUUGUAUAGGGGUGUGUAUGGAAAAUGAAUACUAUGUACCUAGGGAAGAGUACUCUGGUCUAUUCGUAGUAUUUCUUUUCUCGCUCAUUUGGCUUUGGUGUUGUAGAGGAAUGGUGAAUAAUUUUUUUUUCAAUU
Fopius arisanus is the source of this 3672-nucleotide messenger RNA. Its product is annotated as protein starmaker. Bases 124 to 843 code for a protein of 239 amino acids. The transcript has 3 exons. The record is from RefSeq and is a predicted model, not a curated record. Lineage: Eukaryota; Metazoa; Arthropoda; Insecta; Hymenoptera; Braconidae.